AUCCAUUAUUUAUUCCGAAAGCCCUAUAAAUAAAACAAAAACCAUUCUGCUUUUUCUUCCAAGUAAAGAUCAGAAGUCAGAACCAAAAGCUUCCCAAACAUGGCCUGUAACGGCGCCGUUUCAGGCCUCUGUAUAAACGACAGCCUCGGCGACGACGAGCUUCGGGCCGUGUUAUCUCGGCUCGACGACGACAAAGACAAGGAAGUUUUCGGGCUGGUCUGUAAGCGGUGGCUUUUUAUUCAAAGCACUGAACGGAAGAAACUUUGUGCUCGGGCCGGACCUCAUAUGCUCCGUAAAAUCGCGGCCCGAUUUACUCGCUUGCAUGAACUUGAUCUUUGCCAGUCAGUUUCUAGAUCUUUCUACCCUGGCGUUACGGAUUCUGAUCUUUCCGUUAUUGCUGCUGCUUUCUCUUGCUUAAAAAUCCUCAGUCUUCAAAACUGUAAAGGCAUAACAGACAAUGGAAUCGCAGCAAUCGGGUCCAGUCUCUCUUCUUUACAGUCUUUAGAUGUAUCCUACUGCAGAAAGAUCACAGACAAGGGUCUCUCAGCUGUUGCUGAGGGGUGUCGUGAUUUGAGAACCUUGCAUCUUGCUGGCUGUAGAUUUGUCUCAGACUCAUUACUAAAAGCUCUCUCCAAGAACUGCCAUAGUUUAGAAGAGCUGGGUUUGCGAGGAUGCACCAACAUUACCAACUCGGGUCUCUCUGUUUUGGUCGAAGGUUGCCGAAGAAUAAAGUAUUUAGACAUUAACAAAUGCAGCAACAUUGGUGAUAUUGGGAUAUCUAGCGUGUCCAAAGCUUGUUCAUUGACACUUAAGACAUUGAAGUUGUUAGAUUGCUACAAAGUUAGCGAUGAAUCAAUCUUAUCCUUGGCUAGCUACUGCAAAAAUCUUGAGACACUCGUUAUUGGUGGUUGCCGUAACAUAUCAGACGAGUCCGUGAAGUCACUGGCUGCUGCAUGUAGUAAUAGUCUUAGGAAACUGAGGAUGGAUUGGUGUUUGAACAUUACAGACUCGUCAUUGGACUUUAUCAUUUCCGGAUGCAAAAAGCUUGAGGUUCUUGACAUUGGCUGCUGUGAGGAGGUAACUGAUGCUGCAUUUCAACAAUUAGGAAGCGAAGACUUUAUGCUGGGGAUGAAGAUUUUGAAGGUCAGUAACUGUCCAAAGAUCACUGUUGAUGGAAUUAAGAAGCUUCUGAAGUCAUGUGAGUCUCUUGAAUAUCUAGACGUACGAUCUUGUCCCCUAUUAACUAAAGCAGGGUGUGAGGAGGCUGGACUUGAGUUUCCUGAAUCUUGCAAAGUAAACUUCACUGGGAGCUUAGCUGAGCCAGAUGAGUUACUUUGAGAAGAUUUGACUACAGAAUGCCUUUGCUACACUGUAGAAUGAUUGCUUUCUUACUCCAGGGCCUACAAUAUGACUUUAGAAGCUCCUGAUGUCAGUCCUUUGUUCUCAUUAUUUGUCUUUUGUUAAGCAUGAACUUUUCGUUGUAGAUUAUUUGCCUGCUUUUCAUUUAUUUAAUCCCAAACUCCUGUAUAUCAUCCUUGUAAAUUACUAGUAGCUCCCCAUUGGUUGUUAGUGUUUUCACAUUGUGAAUGAAAUGAAGUCCCAUUGUUUUUCUGAGAAAGAAUGAA
Messenger RNA from Nicotiana attenuata, 1625 nucleotides. RefSeq names its product F-box/LRR-repeat protein 20. Gene Ontology annotation, biological process: SCF-dependent proteasomal ubiquitin-dependent protein catabolic process. The coding region runs from base 100 to 1338 and encodes 412 amino acids. The record is from RefSeq and is a predicted model, not a curated record. Gene Ontology annotation, cellular component: SCF ubiquitin ligase complex. Gene Ontology annotation, molecular function: protein binding. Lineage: Eukaryota; Viridiplantae; Streptophyta; Magnoliopsida; Solanales; Solanaceae. The transcript has 2 exons.